CCGCAACACUAACCCGCAUCUCUCGACAUACAUAGCAAAACUCUCUACAACCAUCGCGAACUCCCCCUCGGCCUUGUCGCGGCACUCUACCAUCACUUCGUUGCACACAUUCUCUCGCUACUUCGUCUCGCCGUUCGAGCGCUCCUCCAUCAGGCCGCCGCAGCACACCUUCCUCCACAACAAGCCGUUCUUCUGCGCGGGGCGGGUUCCCUAAACAUGUCCUCCCGCAAGAAGGUUCUGCUCAAGGUUAUCAUCCUCGGCGACAGCGGGGUAGGAAAGACGAGCUUAAUGAACCAAUACGUCAAUAAGAAAUUCAGCGCAAGUUACAAGGCAACGAUAGGCGCCGAUUUCCUCACGAAGGAGGUGCUGGUGGACGAUAGGUUGGUGACGAUGCAGCUCUGGGAUACUGCAGGACAAGAACGAUUUCAGUCCUUGGGCGUCGCCUUCUAUCGCGGGGCCGAUUGCUGCGUCUUGGUGUACGACGUGAAUAAUUCGAAGAGUUUCGACGCGCUAGACAGCUGGAGAGACGAGUUCUUGGUGCAAGCGAGCCCUAUGGACCCUGAGAGCUUCCCCUUUGUUGUAAUUGGCAACAAGAUCGACGUAGAGGAGAGCAAGAGGAUGAUAUCUUCUAAGCGAGCCAUGACCUUCUGCCAGUCGAAGGGAAACAUCCCAUAUUUCGAAACAAGCGCCAAGGAGGCUAUCAACGUUGAGCAAGCUUUCGAAGUGAUCGCUAGACAGGCGCUGGCACAGGAGGAAGUUGGCGACUUCAACUCCGACUUCCCCGAAACGAUUCCCAUUGAUCUCAAAGGAGAACAGAGCGGGUGUGCAUGCUAGCAGUAAUGCACAGACAGUUUCGACUGCCUUGGGAAUGAUGUCGAGCAGGCGUUUCCUCUUAAUACGCUGAACUUGUACACGCGGUUGCACAUAUCUUUCUGUAUGCUUCUUGGUGUUUUGGAGCUAGGUGGGCUGCAUUGUGCGGCUUUUACCGUUGUUCUUCCAACAGAUACCUGCAUAGAGUAUGAGCUCUACCAUGUAUGGAUGUAAUUGAAUCACGACCUGAUGUUUUUCGCUGAAAAACAACCAAUCGUACUUCCGUC
This is a messenger RNA of Westerdykella ornata, 1097 nucleotides long. RefSeq lists its product as uncharacterized. The record is from RefSeq and is a predicted model, not a curated record. Gene Ontology annotation, biological process: regulation of vacuole fusion, non-autophagic. Bases 217 to 834 code for a protein of 205 amino acids. Gene Ontology annotation, molecular function: GTPase activity; GTP binding. The transcript is spliced from 7 exons. Gene Ontology annotation, cellular component: phagocytic vesicle; vacuole; late endosome. NCBI's taxonomy places the organism in Eukaryota, Fungi, Ascomycota, Dothideomycetes, Pleosporales, Sporormiaceae.